This is a messenger RNA of Camarhynchus parvulus, 1813 nucleotides long. It is a transcript of the gene SLC2A4RG, whose product is annotated as SLC2A4 regulator. The record is from RefSeq and is a predicted model, not a curated record. Gene Ontology annotation, molecular function: RNA polymerase II cis-regulatory region sequence-specific DNA binding; DNA-binding transcription factor activity. Gene Ontology annotation, cellular component: nucleus. Lineage: Eukaryota; Metazoa; Chordata; Aves; Passeriformes; Thraupidae. Gene Ontology annotation, biological process: regulation of transcription by RNA polymerase II.
AUGGCCGCUGCCGGCGGGGCGUGGCGCGGCCGGCCAGGGGGCGCGGCCGGCUCGCGAGGGCGGGGGCGUGGCCGCCGCGAGCGAAGUGGCAGCGGGCCUCGGCCAAUCAGCGGCGCGGAGAGCGGCGGCCGCGUUCCAGCCCGCGCGCUCCGGCCAAUGGCGCGGCGCUCGGGGGGCGUGCGCUUUGGGAUCUUCCUGGGAUCUCCCGCCGCGGGGAUCCGCCCGGCCCCGCCCCGGGAAGAGCGGCCGGGAUCCGCUUGCAGCGGGAUCCGCUUGGUGCUGGAUCCCGUGGGAUCUCCCCGGAGCGGGAUCCGCUCGGUGCCGGAGCCCGGGCAACGGGUGCCGGUGUCGGGCUGGCCUGGCUGGCACGAGUGCGCUCCCAGCGCUGGGAUAGCCGCUGGAUCCCGGGUGAUCCGCUCAGAGCGGGAAAAAAUUGGGGUGUGGAUCCAUAGGCUGUGGAUCUACACCGGGGUGUGGGAUGUGGGUGCUGCCAGCUUAGAGCUGCGUUGCCAGGAGGGUGUCCGGUCCUGGCUCUGUGGAGAUCCCUGCUGGAUCCCUGCUGAUGCUCAGCCGGCCGUGGGGCUCCCUGCGGACCCCACUGCUGGGGCUCCCCGCUGCCCGCUGCCGUGUCUCCCGCAGGCUCCGCUGGGACCCGAGGGCUGGCUGGGGGAGCCGCCGUCGCGCCAGGAGGAGGCCGUGCUGCGGGCGCUGGACGCGGGGCUGGAGCGCUGCCUGGCGCUGCACUCGGCCGUGCAGUGCAUCCCCGUGCCCCGGCACAGGAAGCUCUCGGGCAAGGCGGGCAUUGAUGAGGUGAUGGCAGCUGCGGUGCUCACCAGCCUCUCUGCCAGCCCCCUGGUGCUCGGGCACCCACCGGCCACUCAUGCCACAGAGCCUGGCAGUGAGGUCUGGAAGGAGGCUCCUGCCAUGUCCUCCAGCUGCAGCAGCAGCAGCAACGCCAGCGGGGACUGGAGCUGGGACCCCUCCAGCGACCGAUCCACCCCCUCCACCCCCUCACCCCCCCUCUCCAGCCACGUCCCCAGCACCUUCCUGCCUGGCCCACUCCCAGAUGAGGGCCCUGAUGAGCCCGACGGCACCCACUUCGUCUUUGGAGAGCCCACCCCACGGAAGAGGAAGAACUCCACCAAGGUGAUGUUCAAGUGCUUGUGGAAGAGCUGCGGCAAAGUCCUCAGCAGCUCCUCAGGGAUGCAGAAGCACAUCCGAACCAUGCACCUUGGCCGGAAAGCCGACCUGGAGCAGAGCGAUGGCGAGGAGGAUUUCUACUACACGGAGCUGGACGUGGACGUGGAGGCGCUGACUGACGGGCUCUCCAGCCUCACCCCCGUGUCUCCCACCUCCUCGGUGCCCCCCUUCCCCGGCCCCGAGGCUCCUCUGCCACCAGCCCUGCCCAUCCUCGAGCUGGCCCUGGCCUCCCCCUGCAGCCCCCCGGGGCCCCCCGGCCGCUGCCACGUCCACACUGACCACGCGUACCAGGGCUGCCGGACCCCCCCACGGCCACCCGUGUCCCCCACUGUCCCCACCCCGCCACCGCCCAAGCCACCGGCCGUGCCCAGGCGGCCGCGGGGCGAGGCCAAGAAGUGCCGCAAGGUGUACGGCAUGGAGCACCGGGAGAUGUGGUGCACGGCGUGCCGCUGGAAGAAGGCGUGCCAGCGCUUCCUCGACUGACGGAGCCCCGCCGCUCCCUCCUUCUUGCACAUUUUGCACUCGAGGUGCCUUCGCGCCCCCCCCGGCCGCCCCCCGGACUCAGGGAACGGCCCCCCGAAAGCUUUAUGCACACACACAGUCCCCCCUGCCA